GCCCCUCCCACCUGUCCCAGAAGCGACGGUUGCAGGGGGGAAGCGGUUGAAAACAGCCUACCAACAGCAGAGAGCUUCCGCUGAGUGGGCGUUUUUUUCCUCUGCCAGACACAAAGAUGGCGGACCGGCUGACGCAGCUGCAAGAUGCGCUGAAUUCGCUUGCAGACCAGUUUUGCAACGCCAUUGGCGUCCUGCAGCAGUGCGCGCCUCCCGCCUCGUUUAACAACAUCCAGACCACGUUAAAUAAAGAGCAGCCGAGCAACCCCACGGAAGAAUACGCGCAGCUGUUCGCGACGCUCAUUGCAAGAACCGCAAAGGAUAUAGAUGUCCUGAUUGACUCAUUGCCCAGCGAGGAGUCCACGGCAGCGCUACAGGCUGCCAGUUUGUACCAGCUGGAGCAGGAGAACCACGGUGCGGCUGCCAGCCUGGAUCAGGUGGUCUACCGAGGGGACAUGCUGCUGGAGAAGAUCCAGACGGCGCUGGCGGACAUUGCCCAGUCGCAGUUGAAGACUCGUAGUGGAGCCCCUACCCAGGCAGUUCCGGAGUCUUAGCAGCAGGGGGCAGCCUCGCUCCUCAGGACUGAACAUUACGGCCGCAGCGAGAAUGCGCUCAGCCGGGGGCCGCAGCAUCCGCUUCUCGCCCGGUGAACGCCAUUCAUUCGCAUUCUCCCCGGCCGCAGGGAAAUGCUUCAUAAAGUAGGGGAAUAAAAGCUCCCUCCGGCGUCCCUUCUGGAUGUUUUAGUGAAUGGCCGCCUGGCCGCGCUCAGGAACCAGUCUGUGGAGUUUCACACGGGAACUUUUCACGUCUUUAGUAUUUUGUUGUUUUUGGGGGUGCCGGGACCCGGGGUCUCCUAUAAGGAAUGUUCUUUCGGAUCACACGGGCUUGAGGAGUCUGCGGCUGUUUCGGGUGGUCGGUUUAUUAAAUAAAGUGUUUACAGAAUGGG
Spea bombifrons (plains spadefoot toad) is the source of this 943-nucleotide messenger RNA. RefSeq names its product mediator complex subunit 21 (gene MED21). The record is from RefSeq and is a predicted model, not a curated record. Gene Ontology annotation, molecular function: transcription coregulator activity. Lineage: Eukaryota; Metazoa; Chordata; Amphibia; Anura; Pelobatidae. Gene Ontology annotation, biological process: regulation of transcription by RNA polymerase II. Bases 117 to 551 code for a protein of 144 amino acids. Gene Ontology annotation, cellular component: mediator complex. The transcript has 4 exons.